Aspergillus clavatus NRRL 1 is the source of this 1581-nucleotide messenger RNA. RefSeq names its product fungal specific transcription factor domain-containing protein. The transcript is spliced from 3 exons. The record is from RefSeq and is a predicted model, not a curated record. Gene Ontology annotation, biological process: positive regulation of transcription by RNA polymerase II. The coding region runs from base 1 to 1581 and encodes 526 amino acids. Gene Ontology annotation, molecular function: DNA-binding transcription factor activity; transcription cis-regulatory region binding. NCBI's taxonomy places the organism in Eukaryota, Fungi, Ascomycota, Eurotiomycetes, Eurotiales, Aspergillaceae. Gene Ontology annotation, cellular component: nucleus.
AUGAGCCUACUCAAUCAGUCGCGAAGAAGACGCCGGGAGUUUACCGUAAGCUGCCCAUCCAUCUCUUGUGGGUUUGUCUCACUCUCGGGCAGUCAGGCUAAUGCGGUAUCCAGGGAUGUUGGCGAUGCCGGGCCCGCAAAAUCAAAUGCGACGAGAAAGAACCAUGCUCGGCUUGCGAGAGGCUCGGUCUUCCAUGCGAUCAAUCUACGGCUCGACUGGUGUGGCUACGGCCGGGAAAUCAGCACUCAUAUCGAUCCAACGGGCGACGAGAUAUGCAUUGUGGUGGGUUUGCAGGAGAUAGAGCGAACAUGGGAUAACAUCCCUAUCUUCUCGUCGGACUGGAUAGAUCUACUUAUUGCCGAAUGCGAUGACACUGAAAAACCGUCUUCUCGUCGCGGGCGACUUGCCGUCGAAUACAACCCCUUUUCCGUGUUCCCUGUCAUAUCAACUGCGAAGCAGCGCCGACGUCCCUCAUGGCCAUAUACCUUCAAUCGAGGCUGGGAAAGCGGAGGUCUGAUGCCUGCUGGGCCUCGGGAUUGUUAUCUCUUCCAUCACUAUGUCACGCACGUCGCCAUCCACAUGAUGCCAUUUGACCAUCCUCUGAACCCUUGGAAGUUGUACUAUCCUUCUGUCGCUUUGCAGCUCUCCAACCCAGAGGAAAAGGCGAUGUAUCACGCUCUCCUCGCCCAUGCAGCCUUCAGUCUGGCACAUCUGUCCAGUCCCGGCCGGAUCACAAUGGAUGCACUGGCCGUGUGGCAUUACAAUGCCUCGAUCAAACAUCUCAACCAGGUGCUUCAGUCCGUGGAACCCAACCACAGGAGCAGUACCACCUUGGCCGCGAUCAUGACUCUCAUGAUGGCCGAGGUGUACAGCGGGCAGUCAUGCAGGUGGCAUUACCAUUUGCAGGGUGCGUGGGCCCUGCUCCUAACGUACCGCAGGAAGCUCUUCUGGAACGAGUCCAAUUUCGCAUGCUUCUCCACGCAGAGUCUCCUGAUCAUCCGCAUCAUUGGCGCUACGUGUUCCUCAGCCAGUCAUAGAAGCACUCCGGCUGUAGCUGAGCCCGCUGAAGCGCAGGUGGUCUCUGCUAUACUCUCCACGAAGCAUUGCGGUUUUACUAUCGGAGCUCAGCAGACACUCCUGGAAUAUGCCUGCCAUCAGUCCGCGCAAGACCUCCACGAUCUGGCUCGCUACCAACUGGACGGCUUCACCUACGCCACUUACAUCUAUCUCUACCGAACUCUUUUGGAUGUCCCUCCACGCCAGGUAUCGCACUACGUCUCGCUAACCUUCCAGAGUCUCGCCGCCUUCCGGGGGACCAGUGACGGAAACUACUCACUGUGGCCAACGUUUAUCGCUGCAGUGGAGGCGUCGACAAGUGAUGACCUGGAGUCGGCGCGUGCAUGGCUAGAUCAGGCAACCUCCUUCGGGUUUGGGAAUCGGAUCCUCGUACGCCGAAUUGUUGAGGAGGUAUGGCGAAGGCGAGAACGACUACAUCAGGAGACGGGGCAGGAUCUGGGGCUGAUCCGUGUGGACCGCAGGCUGGUUGCGGAUGAGUUGAAUAUUGAUGUCUUGCUGGUUUAA